Molecule: messenger RNA, 1383 nt
Organism: Colletotrichum orchidophilum
Lineage: Eukaryota; Fungi; Ascomycota; Sordariomycetes; Glomerellales; Glomerellaceae
Exons: 2
Cellular component (GO): nucleus; cytosol
Molecular function (GO): mRNA binding; RNA 7-methylguanosine cap binding
Source: RefSeq, a predicted model, not a curated record
CGAAAGUGCUUCUCCUCCUCGCGCGCGCGUCGAGCAUCUCGUGAGCUGCCUCCUCCACAUUAUCAACCCUCCACAACACAAGCAUACGCCGUCGCAGCUCAAGUGCAGCAAGGAAUCGCCAUGGACUUCGAUAUCAGUAUGGACGAUGUUGCCGACGGCUUUGCUCCUCCAACGGUGACAAUUGGUGACGGCACAAGCAUCACAAUACCCGCCACAGCGCCUUCUCCGUCAAACGAACGCGAUAUAGGAGGCUCGAUCUUGGUGCGGAACAAGGUACACAUUCGGGGACUGGAAACAUUGACCACGGACGACAUCAAAACAUACGUCAAGAGUCAUUAUGGUCUCCCAGACAGAGUCGAGUGGAUCGACGAUGAAUCCGCAAACCUGCUCUUUGGGUCCGAAAGCACGGCACAGGAAGCCCUGAGGGCAUUGAGCGCCAUCGAUAUUGCCGACGUGACUCAAUUGCCUCCCAGGGAAACGAUUCCAGCCAAGGCUGUCACAUCCCACCCAGAUCUCAAUAUUCAAAUCCGGUUCGCUGUGGUGUCCGACAGGAAGGUUCGAGGCGCCGCUGAGCGAAGUCGAUUUUACCUGCUGCAUCCCGAAUUCGACCCAGAGGAGAGAAGGCGACGUGAGGGAACCAGAAACAGAUAUCGCAAUCGGGAUGGAGAUGACCGCCGCCGCAAUGGCCGUGGAAGAAAUCAGCGGGACCGCGACUCGAGCCCGGAGGUGUUUCAUGCGAGCAUGUACGAUGAUGACGAGGAGACGCUGGCAGACCACAGGCCAGCGCACCAUCGGAGAUCUCGCUCGAGAGACUCAACUACACGUGGAGAGCGGUCUUAUUCGUCUCGCAAUCAGGAAAGGGAGCUGUUCCCGGGUCGCGUAUCAGGGGCAGGAAAGCGGCAACGAAAUCGCUCGGCUUCACCCCUACGGGAUGUCGAUGGAGACGCAGCAAUGGAUGUGGAGGCAGCACGCGCGCCGAGAGCCAGCAAUCAAGACAACAGAGAGAGAGCAUCUGGUAUCAGGGAUCGUCUGGCCAUGGACAAUACAUCCAAGGAAUUGUUUCCCGCCAAGAGCUCGUCGGCGGGGAAGACGCAUAUGGAUAGGGUUAUAGACGGCGCAGACGAAGCCACGCGAAUUAUGCAGCACAAAAUGUCCGUGAGCAACGAAGACGACGGCAAGAAGGCCCUGUUUGAUAUGCGAGGUCGAGCAAACAAUCAAAGCUCUGGUACUGGAUUCGCCAUCAAGGGCGCCGCGGGCGCGAACGUCAAGGAGCUGUUCCCGAGCCGCUUUGGAGGUGGCGGCAAUGCCGGGAAGGAGCUCUUCGCCGGCAAAUUGGAAGGCCGUGGCCGUCGACGGCAGAAAGCCGAGGACCUGUUUUCGUAG